Molecule: messenger RNA, 4935 nt
Organism: Sus scrofa (pig)
Lineage: Eukaryota; Metazoa; Chordata; Mammalia; Artiodactyla; Suidae
Source: RefSeq, a predicted model, not a curated record
CUGCAACCUCAUGGUUCCUAGUCGGAUUCGUUAACCACUGCGCCACGACGGGAACUCCAUCCACUUCCUUAAUUUUUAAGCAAGUUGCUUUCUUUGGGAAAAAAAUCACCAAGCUAAGGUUAAAUUUAUUCAGCUGUUAUUCAGAUAUGUGCAUAUUUUGAAAGAUGAAGAUUUCAAUUUUUUUCUCUUUAUGCUUCGUUUUCUUUUUCGUUCUGAAUACCCGCAUUGCCAAGUGAAUUGGCAAAUUCUAAGCAAUUUUCACUCAUGCGAAUCUGAUUAACAAAUCAUGCCCCUAAAAACGACCUCACCACUUUCUUGAAUGAGGACUAUAGAUGGCACAUAGUAAAGAAGAAUAAAUUUCUGACUACCAAAUAGCAGUGCAUCAUUAGUGGACAAAGCUAGUGGCAUUAGGGAUAACGGAGAAGGAGUGAUGGAUGAGAGCAACGUGUUCCCUAGACAUUUGCAGUAUGGUCCUGUAGGCUCAGCAGAAAAAACUAUAUUACUGAAAAGCCCAAACUAUUCCCUAGUGCUUACAGAGAAUCACUACAGAGUUCACACUUUCGUUGAACCCAAAGGUCUCGUGGCUGGACCUUUCAGAAUGAUCCGUAGCAGGUUCUAUAUGUGUUGCUGCUAAAUCUGGACACACUCAGGGACUCAGAACCUCAAAAACCCUGUGAUUCCAAGAACUUUCAGUACCAGGGGAAUGCAGAGUACCAUUAUUACUUGUGUCAAAACAACCUUUUGUAGCCAACAGUGGCCACUGCUCAGCAGGAGGAUACUCCAGACCAUAGGAACAGACAGAGAGAGUCUAGAUUCCCUCCUUUUUACAUCCAUCCUGCCCUAAAGAUGUUGAGAGAUAUCCUUCCUCCAAAGGGACACAAAAGGCAGGGCCCCAGAUAUAAGAGAUUCCUACAUACCUUGGUUUAUUCAUUUGUAAAAUGAACAUAAUAAUCAUCAUGUAGUAGAGUUGAUGUGAGAGAAAAUGUAUGCAUUUGUUCGAGCAGAAAGUAGGUACUCAGUGAACAGAAACUUAUUAUGCUCUGUUCGUACAUUUUGAGUGUUUAGCUUGUGGGCCAGACAAUUGCAGUUUUUCCAGCCGUUGAGUCUGUCAUUGAUUGAGUCAUUCCUCAAUGCGCGUUUUUGAAUGCAUUAGAUAGCCUUGAUUGUUCUGCACACAGAGCAUAGACAUGUAUAAAACAGGGUCUCUAUCCCUAAGUUGUUAAGAAUCUAGUCAAGAAGUUAAUUCUAGGAAACUGUGUGAAUGACUGUGACAGGGGGUUGGUAAGGUACCUUGGAGGAUAGAAAAGGAAGUGAUUCACUGUGCCUGGGAUUAAGGAGGGAGCGAGAGUCAUGGAAGAUAUUCCAGAAUAGGUGACAUUUGAGCUGGCCUUUGAAGGAUGGGUAAGAGUUCACCAGGUAGAGAUGGUAGGGAGAGCAUUUCGAGAAGACUAAAUAGGAAACAGCAUGGACAUAGUCAUAAGGGUAUGACGUGUUUGGAGAACGUUAAGUAUCCCGGUGAUUAUAAUUGUGGAACAGGAUUGAGUGACAGCAGGGUUGGGAGGGUAUGGGCUGAAAAUAUACUUCAGGGUGAGCUUUCCAAAGGCCCUAAAUGGGGCGUUCCCUCUGUGGCGCAUUUGGUUAAUGAUCUCGCAUUGUCUCUGUGGUGACCCGGGUUCAGUCCCUGGCCCAGUGCUCUGGGUUAAGGAUCCAGGGUUGCCACAACUGUGGUGUAGGUCGCAGCUGUGGCUUGGAUUUGAUCCUUGGCCCUGGAACUUGCAUAUGCUGUGGGUGCAGCCAAAAGAAAAGGCCCUAAGUUGCAUUCUGAGGACUUGAAGCUAAACACUGUGGGCAGAAAGAAAAUAGAAUGGGUAGCGUAACUAUUUUCCCAAAUUAAAAAUGUUUUUCAACUUGCUGGGAACAUGUCAACUAGUAAACCUAGUUGUCUAAACUCUUGAGAAAAAUAACUUAUAGAAGGAGAAAUCCAAAAUUUAAUCAGAAACCUGACCUCUGACCAUUGAUUUAAAAAAAAAAAAACAACCCAUUACAAUAAACUUGCCUGCUCCACUGCUAUUUCUCUCCCUAGGCAGAUGGCUUAGAAACACCAUUUUCUUUUUUAUCUAGUCACAGUAACUUAUAUAGAAUGGAUAACCCGAUGCAAUAAAUUCUGUCUUUGUUCCCGAUGCAAGUAAUAGUCCCAUUUCUGCAGGGAAAGCAACUGCUCCUGGACCACAGGCAGGAAGAGGAGGCUGAGUUGAACUGUAGCUGAACUCCAUUUAAUUCUUCUUUUCAACUAUCAAUCCCCAACUAUUCCUUGACCUCGCUUUACCAUCUCCUCCGCAAACAUUCCAGUCCCUUCAUCCAGAGAAGCUCAUUGAGACUCCCAAACCACCCACCCAACUUCCCAAACAAAACAAUCUAACCCCAGAUAUCUAGAGCUCAAAAAGGAACCCCUGCUGACUUCCAAAUAAGGUGGAUUCUUGGCAUCUGAAGAUUCAACAACUGUCAUUCCAACUCUUUGUGAGUGACCCUGACAGUCAUUUCUAUUUUUGGUGGGGCAUGAAUUUCGAGCACUGCAGCAAACCUAAGGGAAGUCCAGACAGUUGCUAGCCUCUACAUCUCAAGGUGGCUUUGUUUAUUCUGCUUGUCACAUAUACCUUUUUUUUUUUUUUUUCAGGAAGUUUUGUUUCAUUGUACUUGAUGAGGGAUAUGGAUAUUAACCAAGUCACGACUUCAUACUUCAAUAUCAUCUGCAAUGGGCCUUUCUCCUGAGCACUCCCCCAGCUCCAACACCAAGGUCAUUGAAUGCCUCCUCAUCCAUGUGCAGAUCAGAGCCUGGGAGAUAGAUAGCAGUGGCUGUGGACUUCAGCAAGCAUGUGAUCUUCGCCCAAAGAAACUUCUUUCAGUGAGAUCAGUCUGUGGAGCAGCCCAAACGAAGAGAAGGUGCCAGGCCAAGUGGCAUCAGAGCCGAGUGAUGGAUGACCUGCAGUCCCAGAACCUGUCCAUGGACAUGACCGACUCGGCCCCCGCCUUGGCCAGCAACCGCCUGGAGAAUGGCAUGGCCCAGCUGAUCACCACCGAGGCCUGGAACAUCAACUCCACCGACCUGGUGAAGAAGGCCCUGGUGACCGUGCCGGCGCCGUCCAUUCUGAACCCGCCGGCCGAGUCCCAGAGCGGCAUGGCCCUGAAGGUGGCGGCCACCGUGCUGCAGCCCCUGUGCCUCGGGGAGAGCCCGGUGGUGAUGCCCAUUCACAUGCAAGUGGAGGGCAGCUCGGCGCCCGAGCUCAACCCCAACGGCAACGCCACCUACGUCAUGACCACGCAGGGCCCCGUCCAGCUGCCGGUGGUGCUGGAGCAGCACGUCUUCCAGCACCUCAACUCGCCGCUGGUCCUGCCCCAGGAGGCCCCGUGCUCCUCCGGCGCCGUCCACAGCAACCUCUUCCAGGGAGCCGAGGACCCGGAGGCGCAGCCCCAGCUCCUGGACCUGAGGAUCCCCAGCCAGCCGCAGGAGCCCAGCCUGCCCUUCGAAGCCGUGCUCCAGAAUCUGUUUCCCUCGCAGGGCGCUCUGGGCCCCCCACCCUGUCAGCCUCCUCCGGGCUACGCCCCCGUGCCCCCCCAGCCCUUUAACGCCCCGCUGUCGCCCCUGGUUCCGCCGGCCACCCUCUUGGUGCCCUACCCCGUGAUCGUGCCCUUGCCGGUGCCCGUCCCCAUCCCCAUCCCCAUCCCCGUGCCUCAGAGUUCCGAGUCCAAGUUCAGCCCCGGCUGCCCCAAGGCGCCGUCCUCCUUCGGCCUCCAGCCCUUUAGGGGCGGCCCGCCCGCCGUGCAGAAGGAGGAACUGAAGCCCUUCGAGCUCCUGCAGCCGCGGGAGUACUUCCAGCUCAGCCGCCACACCGUCAUCAAGAUGGGCAGUGAGAACGAGGCCCUGGAUCUCUCCAUGAAGUCGGUGCCCUGGCUCAAGGCUGGCGACGUCAGUGCCCCCGCCUGCCAGGAAGACGCGGCCCUCGACCUGUCGCUAGCAACCCACCGGCGAUCGGAGCCCCCGCCACCGCCGGAGACACUGUGUGACAGCAGCGGGGCGGUGGAUGGCCCCGGUCACGCCGCGAUGGAGACACCGCCCGGUGGUGGUGUGGAAGUGCCCUUUGCCCCCGCCACACCCCACGAGGCCGCCGCCGCCGCCGCAAUGGAGAGGCACCUGGGCGGCAGUGACGCUGCCGAGCCCCCUCGCCAGCCCAGCGGCGAGGUCAAGGCUGAGAAUAACAUUGAGCUCGGGAGCGAGUCCCAGGCGGCCAAAGUGAUUGUCUCCGUGGAAGACACUGUGCCCACCAUCUUCUGUGGCAAGAUCAAAGGCCUCUCGGGGGUGUCCACCAAGAACUUCUCCUUCAAGAGAGAAGACGCCAUGCUCCAGGGCUACGACAUCAGCAGCCAAGCGGAAGAGUCCGCGGGCAGCGCGGAGCCCCUUAGGAAACCCAUCAAAAACCGGAGCAUAAAGUUAAAGAAAGUGAACUCCCAGGAAAUACACAUGCUCCCCAUCAAAAAACAACGGCUCGCCACCUUUUUUCCCAGGAAGUAAAUAGUGGCUUUUUAAAAUUUUUAUGAUUAUAAUAUGGGGAAAGGUGCAUUGGUUUUAUAAAAAGGCAUUUAAAACAAAUUAUCUUUGUUAAUUAUUUGGGGGAGUAGUUGGGGAGCGGGAAUGUGAAUUGGCUGUAGAGGCCCUGUAAGCUAGUAUCAUUUUCUUUUUUAAUUUUUGACUUUUCACAAAUGAGUAAAUAAGAGCAACCUAUUUUUCAAGCAGAUUGCACAUUUUUUGCAGCUUUAAUGGAAUAUUGGGUGAAUCAGAGGGGUAAAAAAGCUAUUUUCAUUGCCACCAAGUGCUUUGAUGAUGUAAUACCUAAUAAAGGGUAGGAUGACUAUUUCACAAUAAAUGUUUGUUUGCACUAA